UUUCCGUGCGGGCGCUGGCGGCCCGGGAGCGGUCAGGAUGCGGGGCAGCCCGGCGCCCAGCUCCGCGUCGUCGUCGGCGUCCGACCUGAGCCGCAGCCCUGCGCACAGCAGGUCGGACUUGCGGCCCGGGACGUCGGGCGACUACAGCCUGAGCGCCAGCCUCUCGGCCUGCACGCUGCUCUCCGAGGGGGCUGUGGAACCUAUGCAGAUUGAUGUCGAUCCCCAGGAAGACCCCCAGAACGCACCUGAUGUCAACUACGUGGUGGAGAACCCCACCUUGGACCUGGAGCAGUAUGCAGCCAGCUACAGCGGCCUGAUGCGCAUUGAGCGGCUGCAGUUCAUUGCUGACCGGUGUCCUCCACUGCGGGUCGAGGCCUUGAAAAUGGCCCUGUCCUUCGUACAGAGGACCUUCAAUGUGGAUAUGUAUGAAGAGAUCCACCGGAAGCUCUCUGAGGCUACCAGGUUAUCCUUCAGGGAGCUGCAGAAUGCACCUGAUGCCGUUCCUGAGAGUGGAGUAGAGCCCCCACCCCUGGAUACAGCCUGGGUGGAGGCCACUCGGAAGAAGGCCCUGUUGAAACUGGAGAAGCUGGACACAGACUUGAAGAAUUACAAGGGCAACUCCAUCAAAGAGAGCAUCAGGCGCGGCCAUGACGACCUGGGUGAUCACUACCUGGACUGCGGGGACCUCAGCAAUGCCCUCAAAUGUUACUCACGAGCCCGGGAUUACUGUACCAGUGCUAAGCAUGUCAUCAACAUGUGCCUCAACGUCAUCAAGGUCAGUGUCUACUUGCAAAAUUGGUCUCAUGUGUUAAGCUAUGUCAGCAAGGCUGAGUCUACUCCAGAGAUUGCUGAGCAGCGUGGAGAGCGGGACAGCCAGACCCAGGCCAUUCUCACCAAGCUCAAGUGUGCUGCAGGCCUGGCUGAGCUGGCUGCACGAAAGUAUAAGCAAGCUGCGAAGUGCUUCCUUCUGGCUUCUUUUGAUCACUGCGACUUCCCAGAGCUGCUGUCCCCCAGCAAUGUGGCUGUCUAUGGUGGCCUGUGUGCCUUAGCCACUUUUGACCGUCAGGAGCUGCAACGCAAUGUCAUCUCCAGCAGCUCCUUCAAGCUGUUCCUGGAGCUGGAGCCACAGGUCAGAGACAUCAUCUUCAAAUUCUAUGAGUCCAAGUACGCCUCAUGCCUGAAGAUGUUGGACGAGAUGAAGGACAACCUUCUCUUGGACAUGUACCUGGCCCCCCAUGUCCGGACGCUAUAUACCCAGAUUCGCAACCGGGCUCUCAUCCAAUAUUUCAGCCCCUAUGUGUCAGCUGAUAUGCACAAGAUGGCUGCAGCCUUCAACACAACAGUUGCGGCUCUGGAGGAUGAGCUAACACAGCUCAUCCUGGAAGGGCUCAUUAAUGCCCGCAUCGAUUCACACAGCAAGAUAUUGUAUGCUCGAGAUGUGGAUCAGCGCAGCACCACCUUUGAGAAGUCCCUGCUGAUGGGCAAGGAGUUCCAGCGACGUGCCAAGGCCAUGAUUCUGAGGGCAGCCGUGCUGCGCAACCAGAUCCAUGUCAAGUCUCCGCCUAGAGAAGGGAGCCAAGGGGAGCUGACGCCAGCCAACAGCCAGUCACGGAUGAGCACCAACAUGUGAAAGGCAUCCCGACCUGCAGAGACUGGUCCGCACUCCUGCCCAGCCCAUGGAAGCAGCACCUGGGCCUCUUGCCUGCUUUCCUCAGAGGAGGCUCCAGACUAUGUGUGGUUCAUUAGAGCAGCCUGGCCGCUUGGAUGCCAGUUCACUGGCCUUCCACUCUGAGGUUCUCUCUGCUGUGGUAGGCAAGCUGCUCGCUAUGGUCACUCAGGCCUGACUCUAGGUUUCUGUCCAGUGAAACAGACUGUGUGCAAUGCCCAGGUAGGGGACCCUGAAACCCUCCUGUCCAUGUAGUUCUGACUGCAGCAGUGUAGCCAUUAAAGUACAGAUUUAUCACUG
Messenger RNA from Microtus ochrogaster (prairie vole), 1966 nucleotides. It is a transcript of the gene Gps1, whose product is annotated as G protein pathway suppressor 1. Gene Ontology annotation, cellular component: COP9 signalosome. NCBI's taxonomy places the organism in Eukaryota, Metazoa, Chordata, Mammalia, Rodentia, Cricetidae. The record is from RefSeq and is a predicted model, not a curated record.